AUGACCUCACUCCCCGACAUCAGUACUCUCGCUCAGCUCUCUGGAGAAGAGCAAACCAAAAUCCUCGAUCUUCUCUUCGAACCAAGCCCCGCGAUUCACGCUCUACUCCUCCCCUCGUUAACCGCCGCUUCAUUCGAAUCCUACGACGAACUGAUCGCCCAUUGCCAAAAGAUUUUCGAGGCACUCGCCGCCGAUCCCUCCCACAAGACCGAACUUCAUGCGAUAAUCGGAUCACACCCUCGAUUGGGUGCGAAAAAGGUUGAGAGCGCUCAAUCUGUCGCUGAGCAAGCCAAACUACAGACCGGCGAUGGCACCGAGCUGGCUGCGCUGAACUCGGAGUACGAGAUCCGAUUCCCUGGUCUGAGAUACGUUGUCUUCGUAAAUGGGAGGGGCCGUCCUGAGAUCAUGGAGGACAUGCGCACGCGCAUCGCCCGCGGCGAUAUCGCUCUGGAAGAGCGCGCUGCGGUACAAUAG
Messenger RNA from Colletotrichum siamense, 474 nucleotides. RefSeq lists its product as uncharacterized. The record is from RefSeq and is a predicted model, not a curated record. Bases 1 to 474 code for a protein of 157 amino acids. The transcript is spliced from 2 exons. NCBI's taxonomy places the organism in Eukaryota, Fungi, Ascomycota, Sordariomycetes, Glomerellales, Glomerellaceae.